Alosa alosa (allis shad) is the source of this 1699-nucleotide messenger RNA. RefSeq names its product golgin subfamily A member 6-like protein 6. The transcript is spliced from 3 exons. The record is from RefSeq and is a predicted model, not a curated record. NCBI's taxonomy places the organism in Eukaryota, Metazoa, Chordata, Actinopteri, Clupeiformes, Clupeidae. The coding region runs from base 123 to 797 and encodes 224 amino acids.
CAGAUCUUCAUUCUACAGCAGUCAGUCAAGAAGUAGGCUACAGAGCAGUGUUACAGAUACAGGGAAAGAAAGCCAAACAGCAAAAGACUCCAGUAUAGACCACAAGGCUUGGUGAUCCAACCAUGGCUGAAAGCUCUUUUAGGAUUCCACAUGUCCUCUCUGAAGGGCAGCUGGACCCCAACUUCCAGGAGGGGAGGCUGAGGAGGCCGACUCCUGACAAGAGAGAGCUGGACCAGUGGGUGAAGGAGCUGGAGAGAAAGGUGGCGAGGGACAGGAUGAGGGACAAGCUGCGGCACAUGAGAGAGGCUGUUCACAGAAGGAGCCAAGAGAUGUGGACAAGACGGUGGGAGUGGCAUAUCUAUCAGGAGACACAGAAGAAAAAGCAGAAAGAGAGACAAGGUGCCCAGCUCACAGGACCGGAGGAGAGGGGGAUGGAAAUGGGAAAAGCAGCGGAGGAAGAGAGACAUCUAAGACAGAUGGAAGAGGAAGUGAGAGACUGGGAGAAACUCUUGAGAGAGAAAAUAAUGGAGGAAGAGAUGGCAAUAAGGGAGAUGGAAGAAAAGGUGAGAGAGCAGGAGACAAUGUUGAAAGAAAAAGUGAAGGAGAAAGAAAGAGAGCUGAGGGAGAUGAUGGAGAAAGUGAGAGAGAAAGAGAGAAAGCUCAGGGAAGAAGCGAAGGAGGAAGAAAGACACAUAAGAGACAUGGAAGAAAAGGUGAGAGAGCAAGAGACAAUGUUGAAAGAAAAAGUGGAGGAUGAAAGACAGAUAAGGGAGAUGGAAGAAAAAGUGAAAGAGUGAGAGAGAAUGUUGAGAGCAAAAGCAAAGGAUGCAGAAAGAGGGAUGAGGGAGAUGGCAGAGCAAUUGAGGGAGAAAGAGGGAAUGCUAAGAGAGAUGGUGAGAAAGCAGGAAAGAAGGAUGAGAGAACCAAAAGAAUUCAUGGCAAAACUGAGAGAGACUGUAAAGAGGAAAGAGAUGGAGGUGCAGAAAGAGGAGGAAGGGAUGAGAAUGCUGGAAGAGAGAGUGAAAGAGCAGCAGAGCAUGAUGAGAGAAGUGCAGAAAACCGCAAAGGACCAGGAAAGAAAAAUGAGAAAAAUGAGAGACAUGAAAGAGAAUAUCGGGAGAUAUCGGGAGAGAAUUUUGAGAGAGGCUGAGAGAAAAGUGGAGGAGGAAGAACAACAGAUUAAAGAGAUGGAAGCAGAAGUGAGAGCAUGUAAAAGAAUGUUGAGAGAAAAACGGAAGGAGAAAGAGAGACAGACGAGGGAGAUGGUAGAGAAAGCAAGAGAGCAGGAGAGAAUUCAUCUUGAGAUCGAGAAAAAAGCAAAGGAGGAAGAAAAAGGAGUGAAGGAGAUGGUAGAGGAAGCGAGAGAGCAGGAGCAAAUGCACAGAGAAAUGGAGAAAAAAGCAAAUGAGGAAGAAAGUCGAGUGAAGGAGAUGGUAGAGGAAGCAAGAGAGCAGGAGCAAAUGCACAGAGAAAUGGAGUAAAAAGCAAAUGAGGAAGAAAAACUAAUGAAGAGAAAGAGACGAGAAGAAAUAGCAAAGCUUAAAGAGGAGAUGUUGUUGGCGGUCAAAAGGAUACAAGCAGAAGAAACUGAAGAGAGAAAGAGAAAUGAGGAAAAGGCAAAGGUGAGAGAGGAGGAGAGAAAGAAGAGAGAGGGAACAAAAAGCAAGAGAGCAGGAAAAACUCAGAAAUAAGAUGAAGG